AUGCCGUUGUCGGCUUCAAGAAAAAGGAUCAGGGGAGGAAGAGCCCUCAGAGGGUCUCGACGCACUAAGAUUCCCAGGAAUCUGAAACUCGGGAAUUCGCACGUCAUUCCAAGUACAUUACCAUCUGUAUCGGAAGAAAAGGAACUUACUGAUCUUGAAGAGGGGGGCGACGCCUCAUCAGCUGCCAUGGGCGCGGCGGGCGAGAUUCAGGCAGCGCGAGAAUGCGACGGCAUUGCUGCAGCUCUACGAGAAGCAGAGUUCGAGCGCCUAGAAAAGGAAAAUGCUCAAGCAGAGCUGGAGGCCCUGCACCAGGAGGUUGACAUGCUGCACGGGCGGCUGAAGUGCAGCCAAAAAGAAAUCAGGAGUCUGAGGGAAACGGUCUCAUUGAAUUCCUCGGCGGCGGUGGACAGAGUUGCUCUGAAGGAGGAGUGUGAUCUGUUGAAGGAUGAACUUCACAGAUGUCAGGAGACAUUGAAAACUGCGAAAGCUGAUAGCGCCCGCCGAGCUAGGGCGAUGCAGCUCAUGCAACAGAAGCUCGAUGAAGAGAACAAUACCACUGCUCUGGCAGCAGAAAUGGAGGCAGAGCGAUCUGAGAAGGCAUCGGUGGUGUCUAAAUGGCAGAAUGCCAAAAACUGCAUUGUCCGAAAAGACACGGUGAUCAGGGAGCUGAAGAGAAAACUCGAGGAGUCCCAAAAUGCAUUAGGGAUGCACAAAGAUGCGGCGGUCCACGACGCACACCAGACACCGGAGGGACGCGCAAAGCAGCUUCAGGCGGCAUUGAACAGGAAAGAUGCUCUUAUAAACAGUUUGCGGGGCAAACUGGAUGAGCUAACCUUCGAGACUGCGCAGACGUCAUUGAAGGGUGAUGAUCUGGAGAGGCACCUGAAGUCUGCGCAGCACAUGAAGCAGGAGCUGCGCAAGAAAACCACGGAAUUGUCUGGAUGUCGUGAGGAGCUGGACCAGGUGAUGGCAUCACUCUGA
Ostreobium quekettii is the source of this 981-nucleotide messenger RNA. The record is from the annotation of a GenBank genome assembly. NCBI's taxonomy places the organism in Eukaryota, Viridiplantae, Chlorophyta, Ulvophyceae, Bryopsidales, Ostreobiaceae.